Messenger RNA from Saccostrea echinata, 1318 nucleotides. RefSeq names its product pre-mRNA-splicing factor RBM22-like. The transcript has 9 exons. Gene Ontology annotation, cellular component: U2-type catalytic step 1 spliceosome; Prp19 complex; U2-type catalytic step 2 spliceosome. Gene Ontology annotation, molecular function: metal ion binding; pre-mRNA binding; U6 snRNA binding. The record is from RefSeq and is a predicted model, not a curated record. Lineage: Eukaryota; Metazoa; Mollusca; Bivalvia; Ostreida; Ostreidae. Bases 9 to 1316 code for a protein of 435 amino acids.
GACUUAAAAUGGCGACUUCGAAAGGUGCAAACACGUACAAUCGACAAAAUUGGGAAGAUGCGGAAUUCCCAAUUUUAUGUCAAACUUGUCUUGGAGAUAAUCCUUACAUCAGGAUGAUGAAAGAGAAAUAUGGAAAAGAGUGCAAAAUCUGUGCCCGUCCAUUCACUGUAUUUAGGUGGUGUCCAGGGGCACGAAUGAGGUUUAAAAAGACAGAGGUGUGUCAGACCUGCUCUAAGCUUAAGAAUGUGUGUCAGACUUGUUUACUAGAUCUGGAAUAUGGGUUGCCUGUUCAAGUACGAGAUGCUGCUCUUAAAGUUCAAGACAGUAUGCCAAAGUCUGAUGUCAACAAAGAAUAUUACACACAGAACAUGGAGAGAGAAAUUGCAAAUAAUGAUGGGACAACACCUGGUGGGGCAUUAGGCAAGGCCAUGGCUCCUAGUGAUAUGUUACUAAAGUUAGCCAGGACCACCCCCUACUACAAGAGGAACCGCCCACACAUCUGUUCCUUCUGGGUCAAGGGAGAAUGUAAAAGAGGAGAGGAAUGUCCGUACAGACACGAAAAACCAACAGACCCUGAUGAUCCUUUAGCAGAUCAGAACAUCAAGGACAGAUUCUACGGCAGUAAUGAUCCAGUGGCUGACAAACUGCUACAGCGAUACACAGACAUGCCUAAACUGACUCUACCAGAGGAUAAAACUAUCACAACUCUAUAUAUUGGAAAUCUAGGGGAGAAUAUUGGGGAAAAGGAACUGAGGGAUCACUUUUACCAGUUUGGGGAGAUUCGUAUGAUCAAUGUUGUUGCAAAGCAACAGUGUGCAUUUGUACAGUUUACAACAAGAACUGCAGCAGAGGCAGCCGCUGAGAAGUCCUUCAAUAAACUAAUUGUUGGUGGGCGUCGCCUGACCAUCAAAUGGGGCAGAUCUCAGGGACAACAACUGGCAUUAAAGAAAGACGGGGAAGAAGAUGAUAAUGAUCUCGAGCCUGUACCUGGUCUUCCAGGAGCAUUGCCAGCACCUCCUGAAGAGAUUGCCAACAAUUUCUUUAAUCUCAGUAAUCCACCUCCACCCAUGGGCAUGCCACUCAGACCGCCACCUCUUGGUCUACCACCUAGGGGACCUCCAAUGAUGCCCUAUGGAAUGGUGAGAGGACCUCCUCCUCCAGGUGUGAGACUUCCUCCUCCUCCCCCGGGAAUGAUGCCCCUUAGACCCCCUCCAGGUCCGCCAAGAAUGACCCCUGUGACCUCUGUAGCUGUUCAUUACCCAUCACAGGAUCCUACAAGGAUGGGAGCCAUACCUUCAGCAGGAAAGACAACCUGAGA